Molecule: messenger RNA, 1258 nt
Organism: Moneuplotes crassus
Lineage: Eukaryota; Ciliophora; Spirotrichea; Euplotida; Euplotidae
Source: the annotation of a GenBank genome assembly
ACACAAUGGAGGACUGUUUGAAUGCAAUUGUGCAUCAGAAUCACCAAUUGAUUGAGAAAAUAGACCAUAUCUUAGCCAAGAAUCAGGAGAUUAUCUCUAAAGAGAAGACCAAACUUGGGAUGUACGAUGAGGAGCUAGAUGAUAUCAGCAAAUAAAUUAUACCAGAACAACCCUUCUAAUGAGUACGAGCUAUAUCAUGCGAAGGAUUCCCUUAAUGAAAGACUUAAGAUUAUUCACAAGAUCAGCAGAAAGGGUGAGAAGGAAGAAAUGGAGAUAUUCGAAGCAGAACUCAAUAAAUCAGACCGAAUCGUUACGAUAGAGUCUAAGAUUAGAACACUGAUCUGAGCUGCCUUUGGAUUUUGCUCUUUCUCUGAAUUUGAGUGGAAUAUGAUCAUCGAUCACAAUACUAUCAUGAAGAACUUGAAUGAAGUCGAUAUUUACAUGUUCGAUGAUGAAGAAAUUAAGGAUCAAAUCAGCGUUCUCCAACGGGAACUUGAUAAUGACGAAACCAUAAUGGAUGUCAGUCUUGGAGAUAAGCUAGACUUCUCAUACCCAGUUAUCAAGACCAGAUAUGAUGAUGCUGACAUAGAAAACAUCCCACAUCAUGUCCAAGGGAUUGACCCAUUGCUUUAUCAUCUUCUAAUAUGGGCAACUUUGAAAAAUUCUAUUCUAGAAAUGAGCGAUGAGGACCUAAAAAAUGAGAACUCCCAAAAACUAUUACAACACAAGAAGGAAUGUCUCAGAAAUUAUAUUGAUAACUUUAAAUCAAAGUUGCGGAAGUUUAGGUACGAGCAAUCUGACCUUUUGGACUUGAAGAUUAACUUCCAAAAAGUCACGGAGAGAAUACUUGCCUAUUUCAGGCAAAAGAAAAAGCCUAGGAAGAUAUAUAAAUAACUUUGAGCAUUCCUUUCUGAAAGAUACUUUGAAAAGCCUUGAGAAAUUGCAUAACAAUCCAUAUUUUAGCAAAGAUACGGAAGAUAGCAAAGGUCUCAAACGUUGGCUAGAAAAUGACAGAGACCACUUGAGAUUUUUGAAGGAAGAAGUGAUGAUGGAGCUAGGCCUUGCUGAUGAAGAAGAGCUCUACAGUCAGCAGGAAGAAAGCGAGGAUGAAGGGAACAUCACUAUUGAAAAUUUUGACAAUGGCAUCAAACAUACAGCUAAUGUCUAUUCUGUAAACUUCAAGGAGAGGGCAUUUACAUAUAAGAUUAAUAACUCAGAAUCCGAAGGAGGCAUAAAUGUUCCUAAUUUUUAAGCCAAA